Messenger RNA from Racocetra persica, 309 nucleotides. The record is from the annotation of a GenBank genome assembly. NCBI's taxonomy places the organism in Eukaryota, Fungi, Glomeromycota, Glomeromycetes, Diversisporales, Gigasporaceae.
GACAAUUUGGUCGUGUUUACAUUGCAAAAGAAAAAGAAAGUGGCUAUAUAGUAGCUUUGAAAGUGCUAUCUAUUAGAGAACUAAUUAAAGCUAAUGCUGAAAGACAAUUGAGACGCGAAGUAGAAAUUCAGGCAAAUCUAAGACAUCCAAAUAUUCUUCGACUUCUUGGGCAUUUCCAAGACAAUAUAUAUUUUGUCUUGAUUCUUGAAUAUGCUGCCAAAGGAGAACUUUAUAAGCAACUUGUGAAAUCAGGUAGACUUAAAGAAAAGAAAGCAUCAAGGUAUAUUGCGCAAAUGGCUGGGGCUUUAA